Messenger RNA from Oikopleura dioica, 333 nucleotides. NCBI's taxonomy places the organism in Eukaryota, Metazoa, Chordata, Appendicularia, Copelata, Oikopleuridae. The record is from the annotation of a GenBank genome assembly.
AUGAGAUUGGCCAAAAACAAUCCUCAGCUGACAACUUCAUGUCCGUCGAAUCCUUCUCCAAAACAUAUUAUGAUGGAGCGACCAUUUUCGACAGCGUUUGUCAGAAGCCCUCUCGAGGCUAUGGCAACUGGAAUAAGGUCAUCAAUGCCUGGGAUGCCUCUAGAAAGGAGUACAAUUGCUAGAAGCGAGCAGAACUACACUGCAAUAAAUAUAACUCAACAGACUGACAAUAUCUUUCAAUUUCGUUCCAAAAUCGAUCUGAAAGAUUCUCAAGAAUGGUCACAUGAAGAUAACAGGAUCAACAGUCAAAUUGUCAAUAAGAUGUUCUACUGA